GAUGGAUCCACGGGCUGCUCUGGAUCAAGAAUUCACUAUUAAUGAGGUUAUCACAUGGCAUUACAUGUUUAAUCAGGUGAGGCCCAUGUAUCGGUGCAGGAGGAAAUAUUAUAGUGCCAUUUAAUAUCUACCUGAAAUCAUUGCGGGCAGUCAUUGGAGUUUCAGGGUGAGAUGCGCCUCCGGCAAUGGCGGAUUUCCUCUGAUCGGGAGGAAUCCGCUUCGUGAGAAUUAGGGUCUGGACUGCCACGGCGAGGCGGAGACCCACCAAAAACCACAGGCGGGAGAAGCCUGUGGACGUGGGAUUCGGCUGGCACCUUUUGCGCCUCCCCUACUCACGGGGAAACCCGGUUUUGGGGAUCCGGAGCGACGUGGGGUGAAUGGCGCGGUGCUUCGAAUCGACUGCUCUUUUCACGGAGUGAAGCCACAUUGCUGUUGCCGGAGAGCGCUGACUUCUUCCUGUGGACAAUUGGAUUUUAAAUAACUGCCCGUGAGUAGAACGGAAAAUUGGACUAUGAAACUUCUUAAUUUGGCACCAAAGUGGGAAGGUCUAAACAGGAAGUCCGCCUUCUGCUUUUGUAAAUAGAUUGAAGCAAAGACAUUGCAAGCUAGAGUCUGGAAAGUCGUUUGUAAAGGAAUAAAUUUCCAUCAGUUAAAAUUACCAAACCCCCCUUGGAAGCAGGAGAAGAGGGGGGAAAUCUUAGACUGUUUAAACCUGCAGAAGAGAGAGUAAAGUAAGAUAAAUUUCCACCGUCUUGAACCUGGGAGCGGGGUGUCAGAGACAGACGCUUUGGGGAAGUUCAUUGACUGUGGAUAAAACGUUUUUUGACAGAUAGUUAAAAAAGAGAAACAUGUUGAUUCCCUUUUGCACUUAAAAGGAACAAAAUAUCUGAAAAACGGAAGGACUUUUGUUGCUGGAUCUGCUUUUAAAAAGACGGAUACAAACAGAAAUUGUUUCCUCUAGAGGGAGCUUGUGAAACUGUUGCUGGAGUCGAUCUGGGGAAUUCUACAGCUGUAGAGAUUAAAGAUCGUGAGACCAGACAUUGACCUUGAACAAGAAUGUGCCCAGAAGAAGCUUUAGUGCUUGCUUUUUGCAAGACAAGCGCUUUACUGGAACAGCUACAUGAGAAGAUGGAUUUGAUGACUGUUGCAGUUGGCAAUUUUGGACAAACAGUGAAUACCUAUACAGAAACUACUCAGGAACCAACCCAGGUAUGUGCUUUGACAGGGCAAGUUGUGAGGAUGAAGGAGGAGGUUGUUGCUGAACCUCAAGUAGUGGAAAUGGAGAGAGCUGCGGCCUUGCAGGAACAUAAGUUGUUGUUUCUGACGACUGAACCUGGAGAAAGUCAGAUUUGGAGAGAUGGAGUGCUGUUUGGUCUGGAGAUGGGAGGUUGGAUGGAUCCCCUGUGCGGGGAUGUUUUGACUUUUCGGAUCUGGUUUUGGGCCAGGGGAGUUUGGAGUUGUGGGGCCCUUAACCUUGGAGGGACUUUGAAACAUGCCUUCAAAUAUCUUUUGGAUUUCAGUGCUGACUAUGGAGAAUGGGCUGACUUGUUGAGAAGGGAUAAAGAUAUUGUCAAGUUGGAGUCUCCCGAGAGAAAGGAAGGAAAUUAAGAAUAAGAUCAGCAGAAGAUAAAGUAAAGUGCAGGUAUAAACAUGAAGAAGACCUGCAGAAGGGACAUGGAAAAGACUUAAGAGCCUCGGAUAGAAGGUCACCAGGUUGAUGGACUAGAUGGAAGGGAUAGAAAGGACUGAUAAAACCCGAGACCAGGAAGAAGAGACGAUGGAUGAAGAUUGGAAGAAAGUUUUUAAAAUUCAUUUAGAAAAUCAUUGUACAGUGGUGCCCCGCAAGACGAAUGCCUCGCAAGACGGAAAAACCGCUAGACGAAAGGGUUUUCCGUUUUGAAGUUGCUUCGCAGGACGAAUUCCCCUAUGGGCUUGCUUCGCAAGACGAAAAUACCUUGCGAGUCUUGAGGUAUUUUUCGCUUCCCCCUUUAUCUAAUCUGCUAAGCCUUUAAUAGCCUUUUAAUAGCCUUUUAGCAGCUAAUCCCCUAAGCCUUUAAGCCUUUAAUAGCCGCUAAACCGCUAAUAGCGCUAAUAGCGCUAAUCCGUCAAUGGGCUUGCUUCGCAAGACAGAAAAACCACUAGACGAAGACUCUCACGGAACGGAUUAAUUUCGUCUUGCGAGGCACCACUGUAAAAUUAAUGAGUAUUAGAAAAAUGUUGGAAUGAAACUAUUUAGCUUUAGUAGAAAUGUUAAAAGGAAUUAUGUAUAAAUAAGUUUGAAGUUUUAAGCUUUAGGGCUUUUCAUGGUAAGAUAAGGUUAAAAUAAAUUAAGGUAAUUUAAUGACAGAAUAUAGUGAAAGAUGGAAAGGAUUUGCUAAGAUAAUUAAUAACUAGAAUACAAAAAGGGAGGUGUGAGGAGGUCGAUGAAACAAGUUAACGAAAGAUAAAGAUUUGGGAAUAUUGGAUUUGUUUUUAAAUUUUUUGUUUAUUUUUGUUUUUGGUUUUGAUGUAUUGUGUGUUUUGUUUUUUCUUUUUUUUCUUUUUUGUUUUUAUUGACUUGUAUUGUUUAAUUUCUCUUUUUGUCUACCUUUUUUCCUUUUCCUUUUUUUUCUUCUUCUCUAUUUCUGUAAUUUUAAAUUCUCAAUAAAUAUCAUUUAAAAAAAAGAGAGAGAUGCCAUCAGUAUGAGUGAUGACACUCAGCUCUGUUUCCCAAUAACAUCUGAAUCAGGAGAGGCUGUACAGUCCCUGAAGCAUUGCCUGGAUGCACUGGUGAAAUGGAUGGUGACAAACAAGCUGAGCAUGAAUGUUGGCAAGAUGGAGGCGCUGUGGGUGAAGAGCUCCCGUGUCUGAGAAAUUGGUCAGCUGCCUACCCUCAAAGGGGUUACACUGCCCCUGAAGGAGAAAGUUCACCCUUUACUGGUGCUUCUGGAUCCAGUUCUGUCACAGGAGGCUCAGGAGGCCUCAGUGGCUAGAAAUCCCUUUUACCAGAGCUACAGCCAAUCCUGGAUCGGAAAAGCCUUGCCACCAUAGCUCAUACAUUGGUUACUUCAAAACUGGGUUACUGAAAUGAACUCUAUGAGGGGCUUCCCUCGCACUUGAUCUAGAAGCUGCAGUUAGUGGAGAAUACUCCAGCAUGAUUGCUGACAGGAGGGAAGCAUUGUCAGCAUGUCACACAUACGCUCAGAGAUCUGCACUGGUUGCCUAUUUUGUGCCAGGCCAAGUUUAGGGUGUUACUGGCUGGAUCUAUACAGACUGUAAAACUACUAUAAAAGAAAUAUUAUCUAGAUCUCAGUGCAAUUUUACAUUGGCGAUUUUACAUGCAUUUGUAACAUUUUAUACUGACCAGUGUGGAUUAGUCCCCUGUUAGUAUAUAAAGCCCUUAACAACUUGGAACCAGCUUACCUAUGAGAUCACCUUACCCCAUAUGUGCCCACUCAGCUUAUUUGAUUGGCAGAAUUGGCACUGCUACAUGUGCCACAUAAUACCCAUUCCUUGAUCAUUUUUAGUGACAGCAAUACACUUUGGAACUCUCUGCCUAUUGAGAUCAAGCAGGUAUCUUCACUGUACUCCUUUUGGUGUCUGCUAAAAACUUUCCUGUUAAGCAAGCCUACCUAGAUGCUGAUAAAGUUGAGGUAAUUUUAAUCUGUUUUAGUAUUUUAACUUUUGUAUGUCUUUAAUUAUGGUUGUAAGGACACAGGUGGCGCUGUGGUCUAAGCCACAGAGCCUAGGGCUUGCCGAUCGGAAGGUCGGCGGUUCAAAUCCCCGCAAUGGGGUGAGCUCCCGUUGUUCGGUCCCAGCUCCUGCCAACCUAGCAGUUUGAAAGCAUGCCAGAAAGUGCAAGUAGAUAAAUAGGUACCACUCCAGCAGGAAGGUAAACGGCGUUUCUGUGUGCUGCUCUGGUUCGCCAGAAGCGGCUUAGUCAUGCUGACCACAUGACCCGGAAGCUGUCUGCGGACAAACGCCGGCUCUCUUGGCCUAUAGAGUGAGAUGAGCGCCGCAACCCCAGAGUCAUCUGCGACUGGACCUAAAGGUCAGGGUACCUUUACCUUUAAUUAUGGUUGUAAUUUUUUUCUCAAUUUUAUUGUCUAAUCUUUCUGUAAACCACUUUGAGGUGUGUGGUGUUUUGUUUUGUUUUACAAUCAAGUGGUGUAUAGAUUUUAUGAAAUAAAUAAAUUAAAAUUACAUAGGAAGCUUUUCCACCCUGAAGUGUAAUUCAUGUCAGCAGUGUUCUGGGUUGUCUGAAAGUUUCAUAUAAGCAUCAACCAUCAAAGUUAUAAGUUUUGUUCUCUGUGGCUGUAACAAUGACAAGGAAAUUAGGUUGCAUUAUAUAAGGUUUUCUGAAGGCUGCUGCCAGGUUAUAUUGAUAUAACACAUUAUUCAUGUGGCUGUCCUUGAAGAGAAGUGAGAAGCUUUAAUUGCUUCAAAAUGUGCUCUUUCCACGGGACUGGUUUUUUCUUGCUAUAAAUCAAAUAUAUCAGAAAUUAAUUUUCCCUUUUCUUUUUAUGGCUAGGUGCUACCCCUUGCCAAGUGUAAUGAAAAUUGCCCCCCAGGCUAUAGCAGAAAAAAGAAAGAGGGGAAGCCAUUUUGUUGCUAUGAUUGUGCUCCAUGUCCAGAUGGAAAGAUUUCAGACCAAAUGGGUAAGAGAAACAAAAUGGUGAACAUACUAUGCAAUAUUAAGACGAACCUUGUUCUGUUGAUAGUCUCUCAAAUUCCUCCCCCAUUUCCAUCCAAUAAAUGUUAGGGGGAAAAGAUAUAUUCUAUUAUUGGUAAAUAUUCCAAAUCAUUUUUCAGAUACAUGAAUGUUUUGCUCUUUACAAAACAAGAUAUUUUCUGUGCACACUUAGCUUGGUAACUAACUUAACUGCUAGCCAACUUCUGUCCCCCCCCCCUUGCAUUAUAAUGUGAAAUUUACAAAUGGCUCCCUCCCCUUCUGGCCAAAGUGAUUAGAAUUUGCAGGGGCAUCAACCUGCAGGAGUAGAUUAAGCCGGCCAAAUUGCAGAGUGUCAGGGAACUGCCAUCGGUAGGAAGGGAGGUGAAAGGACUCAGACAGGUUGGAAGAGACUUAGCAGCUGAAGAGGAAACCAGCAGGGGGAGAGAAGCUGAACUGAGGGAGGUGAAAGGGCUCAGACAGGUUGGAAGAGAGUUAGCAGCUGACGAGGGACCCAGCAAGGGGAGAGAAGCUGAACUGAGGGACAGGGAGCUGGGGGGAUGGCUCAGAGAUACUUCCAGCGAAAACAGUGGUGAGGUUUCCGGACCUCCUGUAGCGACACCCACUCCUCGCCGGAAACUGUCACGCAGAGAGUCCAGAAGACGUGUUUCCGUUAAGGAGCUUUUAUGUUGGAAGCGAUUACGAAAGCAACCACUGUCGGAAUCUUCUAGUGACUAAGAGGAGCCAUGUCAGAGGGGCUCAGUCACAGACAGAGGUUUGUGGACUUGAACAAACUCUGAGGGAAUACGAUUUUACGCACAAGCAGCUCAUAAUCCCAUCACAGCAUUCCGACAGUCUUUGAACGCAGCUUGUGCAGGAGAAGGCAUAAUGAGCAACCCAGCAGGAACCGGAGAAGCAGGGGCUGGAGCGGGUCCAAGCCUGGAAGAAAGGUACCGAGUGUUGGAGGUCCAGCUGGCGCUGCAGACGGCGAGGCUGGAGGAGAGGAGGGCUCAAGAUGCAGACAAAGGGAGAAAGCCACCCAGCUCGCCCGAAAGGUACCAGGAUUGGUGCAAAAAUUUGGGGGGGAGCCCAAAGACUAUCAUAGCUUUCGGACAGAAAUGCAAUAUGCCCUCAAUCUGCAGUUUGAUGAUUUCCCUGAUGAGGAAUCACGAGUGGCUUUUGUGAUUGGGCAUCUUGAAAAGGGGGCGAGAGACUGGGUUAGACCCCUGAUGGCAGCUAAUAGUGACGUCUUAAAGGACACGAUGAAGUUCUUUCGCGCCAUGGAUCUGAUGUUUUCCAGCGAUAUUGAAAAGGGAGUGGUGCGCAGACAGUUAAUGGCUUGCAAACAGGGGAGCCGAUCUGUACGUGAGUACUGGACUGAGUUCACCAUGCUGAUACACAGAUUGGGGUGGGACUUAUCGGCGGAACCCAUUCAAAUGCUCUUUGAAGAAGGGCUUUCUUCGGCUGUGAAAGAUGAACUUUCCCGGGCGCCCAGGGCGGAGUCUAUGGACCAGCUGACCAAAUCAGCGCUGGCCAUAGGAGCGCGCCAGGAGGCGAGAGCAUUGGAGAGGCGGGAAGGGAAAGGGGAACGUUGGAAGGAGUUCCGCAUUCCAGAAAUUCCAGAGCCAACUGUCCCGCCGGCAGAGCCGAUGGAAAUCGGAACAGCGCGCGCGCGCAGUUUCAAAGCCCAGUGAAGGGGGAAAGAAGGAUGGAAAAGGCGCCCGGAAAUGCUAUCUCUGCCAACAGCCAGGGCACUUUGCCAGAGUCUGCCCCCAGAGGAAGGAAUGGCAAGGGAUGGUGGGAGCUGUGGAGGGAGGAGAGGAAAAAAUACCGGAGCAACUAAAAGCCAACGCCUGGCUGCCAUUGUCGGGGCACAGCAGCCAGGCCAAAGAGCAGUGAAAGUGCCCACUCCAGAACCUCCUAAACCCGCCCUAGUGAUAGAAGUGACACUAGAGCUCCCAAACGGACACCCUCUAAAGAUAAAGGCGCUGUUGGACUCAGGCAGCUCCUGCAAUUUCAUGAGCAAAGAGUUUGCAGCUGAACACCAGAUACAGACGCUCCCUUUAAGCAACCCCCUGCAGGUAACCACGAUCGAUGGCAGGGAGCUGUUGGGAGGAGAAGUCAGCUUGCAGACCGUCCCAAUGAUAAUGAAGGUGGCAAGGCACACUGAACUGAUAGCUUUUAAUGUGGCCACCUUGGGAGGAGCUCCCAUUAUAUUGGGGAUGAGCUGGCUAGCGUUACAUGAUCCGCUGGUGGGCUGGCAUCAGAGAGUGGUUUCUUUUGGGUCAGCACAUUGCUUAGAACAUUGCAAAGAGGGAAAGGUUUUGGCAGGGGCCCAAGCCACCCUAGCAGGGACUGAAGUGAAGGAGAACGUGAAGGUACCACGACAAUACGCAGAUCUCCGCGACGUCUUCAGCGAAAGGGAAGCUGACCAACUACCACCGCAUAGAGCCUUUGACUGUCAAAUCAAUUUGCUCCCUGGGGCACAGCUCCCUGUGGGCAAGCUGUACGCCAUGUCAGACAGAGAGAUGCAGGAGCUAAGAGAGUUCAUUGACAAGAACCUGAAGAGAGGGUUCAUCAGAGAGUCCAGGGCGGUGGGGGCAGCCCAGUGUUUUUGUGGACAAAAAAACACGAACAAGCCGAGACUGGUGUGUGACUUCAGGGCCUUAAAUGCAGUGUCAGAACCAGUGGCCUUCCCGAUGCCCAGGAUUGACGACAUUUUGACAAGGGUGCGAAAGGGAAAGAUUUUCACCAAGCUGGAUCUAAGGGGGCGUACAACCUGAUACGAAUAAGGAAGGGGAUGAAUGGAAAACCACCAUGUUCACCCCUUUAGGGGCAUUUGAAUACUUAGUUAUGCCCUUCGGUCUACAAGCAGGCUCCGCAACAUUUCAAUCGUUUAUGAACCACGUCCUGGGGCCGUUGCUUUACAAGAAUUGUGUGGCCUUCUUAGACGACGUGUUGGUGUAUUCUGAGAAUGAGGAGCAGCAUGUGAGAGACGUCAGAGAAGUGUUGAGCAGGCUGCAAGCCAACCAGCUGUGGGUGAAACUGGAGAAGUGUCAGUUUCAUACCAAGGAGGUGGAAUUCCUGGGGUAUCGCCUGUCUGACAAGGGGUUGGCCAUGGAUCCCGGCAAGGUCCAGGCGGUACUGGAAUGGAAAACACCCAAAACAAGGAAGGAUGUGCAGAGGUUUUUAGGGUUUGGGAACUUCUAUCGUAAGUUCAUCCCAAACUUUGCCCACCUGACGGCGCCCAUUACGGACUGUCUCAGCAGUAAGAAGAAGUUCGUUUGGACGGAGGAGGCGGAGCAAGCAUUUGAGGAACUAAAAGGGCCUUCGCCUCGGAACAACAGCUCCUGCAUGUGGAUUUACAAAAACCGAUGAGAGUGGAAACUGAUGCAUCAGACAGAGCGGUUGGGGCGGUGCUUCUCCAGCCAGGGAAGGAGGAGUCAGAGUGGAGACCGUGUGCUUUUUUCGCGAAAGCUGAACAAAUCCGAGAGGAACUACACGGUGUAUGACCGAGAACUACUAGCCAUUCAUGAGGCGUUCCGGAGAUGGAGGCACCUGCUAAUUGGCGCACAACAUAAGGUGCAAGUGUGCACUGACCACAAGAACCUAGAGUAUUGGAGGACGGCACGAGUGCUCAACCAACGGCAAGUGAGAUGGGCUCAGGAAUUCUCCAAAUUUAACUUUGAGAUUUGUUACGUGCCAGGCCCAGAGAAUAUUAGGGCGGACGCUCUCUCACGCAAACCUGAAUAUUUGGAAGGGGAGGGAGCACCCGAAGAGAGACAUGUCAUUCCAGAGGACCGCUGGGUGUGUGGGGCGGCAUUGGUGGGACAAAGAGAACUGGUAGAAGAAACAGAGAAUGAUGAAUACGCCCAGAAUAAGCUUAGAGGUCUUAGGGAUGAGGGAGAGGAAUCAAGGGGUUUCGAGGAAAGAAAUGGAGCUUUGUAUUACAAAGGGGCACUGUAUAUCCCUGAAGGAGACUUAAGGGGAGGGUACUCAAGCAGUUGCAUGACAGCCCCACGGCGGGGCAUUUUGGGCAACACAAAACCAUGUGGUUGGUCACCAGGGAAUUUUGGUGGCCUAAGGUGAGGGAGGAUGUACGUGAGUAUGUAAGAGGGUGCGAGCAGUGCCAGCGAGCCAAAGGGGAAAGGCGGGCGCCGGCGGGGCUAUUAGAACCCUUACCAACACCAGAACGACCUUGGGAGGCAGUGUCGAUAGAUUUUAUGACUGAUCUGCCGAAGUCCAAAGGGAAAACAGCCAUCAUGGUGGUGGUAGACCUACUAACAAAGAUGUGCCACUUUGUAGCUUGCUCGCAUGCAGUCACGGCGGAAGAGACAGCAAGGUUAUUUGUAGAACACAUUUUUAGGUUGCACGGGGUGCCAUUGAGGGUGGUCUCAGACCGAGGAAAACAAUUUACUUCCAGGUUCUGGAGGAAGCUCAUGAGCUUACUGCAGGUGGAGGUCAACUUUUCGACUGCCCGGCACCCUGAAACCAACGGGCAGGCGGAAAGAGCAAACGGUGUCCUCCAGCAAUACCUGAGGUGUUAUGUCAAUGACAGAGAGAAUGACUGGGUAGAAAAGUUGGCGCUGGCGGAAUUUGCCUACAACAAUGCCGAGAAUGUGUCCACAGGGAUGAGCCCCUUCUUGGCUAAUUAUGGGUGUCAUCCCAGGGCUUUCCCAGGGGAGAAGGGGAGAGAUGGAGCGUACCGGCAGCCGAGCAUUUUGUAGAAGAAAUGGAAGCAAUCCACCGUCAGCUCCAACUCAACUUAGAAAGGGCGAAGGAAGAAUACAAGAGGCAGGCAGACAAGAACCGAAGGGAAGGUGAAACCAUAAGGGUUGGAGAGAGGGUGUGGCUGUCAACCCGAGGGUUGCCGUUCAAAGGAGGUUGUAAGAAAUUAAGACCCAGGAGGUUGGGUCCCUUUGAGGUCAUUCAACAGGUCAACCCAGUGGCUUUCAGGCUCCGGUUACCCAACCACAUGAAACUGCACCCAGUAUUUCACAGGUCGUUACUGUCACCGUACGAGGGGGGACGAGAAGGGAUGGCCACUCGGGGACCGGUCAUAGAAGAAAGAGAAUGCAGCAGUCAUGUGGCAGAAAUCCUUGAUGCCAGGUGGAAGGGGAAUCAGGUGGAGUAUUUGGUAGCGUGGGAAGGAGAACCGGAGUCAGAAAACACGUGGGUAAUGGCCAAAGAUAUCAAUGACGAGGUAUUGAUAGAAAUGUUCCAUCAAAGGUUCCCGCGGAAACCUCAGCCUGUGGAGAGGUUCCGGAGGGAAUACUUUGGGACCACUGAGGAGGAGGAGGAGUUGGAAGGAUUCCCAGAAUCGGUUGGUGAAGGGGAGAUGGACUCGGAGGAGGAGGAGUGCUUCGAGACCAGGAACCGCAACAGGUGGAGAGAAGUGUUCGAGACAUCGGAAGAUGAAGGAAGUUCAUUCCGGGGUUUUGCCUCCUCACCGCCCGUAGAGGAGGGGGCGAGAGGGGGUGAAGGGGGCCCUGGAGGGGAGGUGGAUGUCAGGGAACUGCCAUCGGUAGGAAGGGAGGUGAAAGGACUCAGACAGGUUGGAAGAGACUUAGCAGCUGAAGAGGAAACCAGCAGGGGAGAGAAGCUGAACUGAGGGAGGUGAAAGGGCUCAGACAGGUUGGAAGAGACUUAGCAGCUGAAGAGGAAACCAGCAGGGGAGAGAAGCUGAACUGAGGGACAGGGAGCUGGGGGGAUGGCUCAGAGAUACUUCCAGCGAAAACAGUGGUGAGGUUUCCGGACCUCCUGUAGCGACACCCACUCCUCGCCGGAAACUGUCACGCAGAGAGUCCAGAAGACGUGUUUCCGUUAAGGAGCUUUUAUGUUGGAAGCGAUUACGAAAGCAACCACUGUCGGAAUCUUCUAGUGACUAAGAGGAGCCAUGUCAGAGGGGCUCAGUCACAGACAGAGGUUUGUGGACUUGAACAAACUCUGAGGGAAUACGAUUUUACGCACAAGCAGCUCAUAAUCCCAUCAUACAGAGUAACAGUUAUUGAAUGGUUUUGUUUGGGAAGUAAGAGAUAUUCACUUUCCUGCUUAAUCCCUUGUAGUAGGAUUUGGCAUCUGCAAAUCCUAUUGGAGCACUUACUGAUAUAUACUUAGAAGUAAAUUGGUUUUAAACACUUAGGGGGGAUUAUUAAUCAUCCCUAUAGAUGCCUUCAGGAGAAUAAGAUAUUUCUGUAUACAUUUUCAUACAGAAGCUGCAGAUCUGGAAAAAUAUAAUUGCACAGACAGGAACAGACACAUAAUUUGUUCUGUUUUUCAGAUAUAGAUGACUGUUUCCAAUGCCCAGAAGAUGAAUUUCCAAACAAGAACAGGCACCAAUGCCUCCCCAAGUCCAUGAACUUCCUCUCUUUCUCAGAACCUUUGGGCACCACUUUAGUUUUUUUUAUAUUGGCUGCUUCUUUCACCAUAGUUUUGGUACUAGGAAUUUUCAUCAAGUACAAGAACACUCCCAUUGUCAAAGCCAACAAUCGAGCUCUAUCAUUCUUUCUCCUCAUCUCCCUGUGCCUCUGCAAUCUUUGUGCUUUACUAUUCAUUGGCCAGCCUCAGUGGGUGACCUGCUAUUUACGUCAAACUGCUUUUGGCAUCAUAUUUUCAGUAGCUGUUUCUUGUUUGCUGGCAAAAACAAUCACUGUGGUUCUGGCUUUCAUGGCAACUAAGCCAGGAUCCACAAUGAGGAAAUGGGUGGGGAGAAAAUUGGCUAUUUCUAUUAUUCUUGGCUGUUCUCUCAUACAAGUCACUAUUUGUAGUAUAUGGCUAUCUACUGCACCCCCAUUCCCAAAUUUCAACAUGAACUCUUUGGUUGAAGAAAUCAUAAUAGAAUGUAAUGAAGGGUCAAUCACAAUGUUUUAUUUUGUUCUGGGAUACUUGGGAUUUCUGGCUUUUGUCAGCCUGACUGUGGCUUUCCUAGCCAGAAAGUUGCCAGACAGUUUCAACGAAGCCAAGUUCAUCACUUUCAGCAUGCUGGUGUUUUGCAGUGUUUGGUUGUCCUUUGUUCCAGCAUACCUGAGCACUAAGGGGAAAUACACAGUGGCUGUGGAGAUCUUCUCCAUCUGGGUCUCCAGUGCUGGGUUAGUAGGCUGUAUUUUUGUUCCUAAAUGCUACAUAAUUAUUCUGAGGCCUUCCCUAAACACCAAAGAUCAGCUAACAAGGAGGAAUAUGUAAGUGUAUUCCUUCAAUUACAAAUAGUAAGUAAAUUUGUCUUAUAUUUGUAUAAUGAAUGCCUUAUAGGUCUUUCCAUGGUACUUUUAAUGGCGGUUGACCCAUUAUGGCAAACAAGAAUGAGGCCUCCCAAUUGAAAUGCCAAGCAAAAUGUGUAAACAUUAUCAUAAAAUCUCAAAGACACACUCUUUCUUAUUCCACAUGUCUCUCCAUAAUCCAUUUGAGCUGUUAGUCCCUCUUAUCCCGCAUACUGGUGAGUCAGCAAUCUGCACCACACGGCCAAACUCGGUACAAAAACUUGCUUGCUGAUCCAUGUUUGCCUCUUCUCUCCUUAGAGAACAAUGCCAUCCUAUCCAUCAC
Messenger RNA from Podarcis lilfordi (Lilford's wall lizard), 12187 nucleotides. The record is from the annotation of a GenBank genome assembly. NCBI's taxonomy places the organism in Eukaryota, Metazoa, Chordata, Lepidosauria, Squamata, Lacertidae.